ACUCUGGGGCGACGAUGCUGUGUCGGAGACGGGCGGUGGAAGUCUGGGUGCUACUUUUAGCAGUAGCCUGGCUUGUUGCUGCUGUCUUUGGCACCGAGCCGCAGUGUGGCACUAGUACAGCCGAGUGCACCUGCCAGCCAGGCGUGAGGGGAGAUCUCACAGCAUGUUCCAUCUGUACCUGUAAGGCUGUCGGAGAAACAGAUGUUCUCAACUGUCUGCCUACAGUGGAAGGUGGUUGGUCGGCGUGGUCAGAAUUUAGCAGCUGCAGUGUCACCUACGGGCUCGGGCUCCAGACCAGGACCCGGACAUGUGACAACCCACUACCACAAUUAAACGGUGCCAUGUGUGAAGGGUCGCUUUCAGAAACUAUGUCCUGUGAUGGUCAAGACCUCAAAAUUCGGCUAGUUGGUGGUUCAGUUGCAAAUGAAGGUCGGCUAGAGGUUGCGCUGUCUGACGGUGACAACUGGGGGACGGUUUGUGAUGACGGGUUUGACAUGAAUGAUGCGACUAUUGCCUGUAGGAUGCUGGGAUACUCUGGAGCAGUUGAAGUCCGUUGUUGCGCACAAUAUGGGCAAGGCCUGGAGAACAUCUUCAUGGAUGACAUUGAGUGUACUGGGAAUGAGAACAGCCUGUUUGACUGCCCGUACGCAGGUUGGGGAGCUAGUAACUGUGAUCACAGCGAGGACGUCGGUGUCGUCUGUAGCAGUCCGGUUAUCCAAGGUUCUCUGCAGGAAACAAAAUAA
Branchiostoma floridae (Florida lancelet) is the source of this 743-nucleotide messenger RNA. RefSeq names its product scavenger receptor cysteine-rich domain superfamily protein-like. The coding region runs from base 15 to 743 and encodes 242 amino acids. The record is from RefSeq and is a predicted model, not a curated record. Gene Ontology annotation, cellular component: membrane. NCBI's taxonomy places the organism in Eukaryota, Metazoa, Chordata, Leptocardii, Amphioxiformes, Branchiostomatidae. The transcript has 5 exons.